Molecule: messenger RNA, 1500 nt
Organism: Manacus vitellinus (golden-collared manakin)
Lineage: Eukaryota; Metazoa; Chordata; Aves; Passeriformes; Pipridae
Gene: JUN
Product: Jun proto-oncogene, AP-1 transcription factor subunit
Exons: 1
Biological process (GO): regulation of cell cycle; regulation of transcription by RNA polymerase II; regulation of cell population proliferation
Cellular component (GO): transcription regulator complex
Molecular function (GO): DNA-binding transcription factor activity, RNA polymerase II-specific; RNA polymerase II cis-regulatory region sequence-specific DNA binding; transcription factor binding
Source: RefSeq, a predicted model, not a curated record
UCCGACCCCUCCAGCAACCUGAAGCCGCACCUGAGGAACAAGAACGCCGACAUCCUCACCUCGCCCGACGUGGGGCUCCUAAAACUGGCCUCGCCCGAGCUGGAGCGGCUCAUCAUCCAGUCCAGCAACGGGCUGAUCACCACCACGCCGACCCCCACGCAGUUCCUGUGCCCCAAGAAUGUCACGGACGAGCAGGAGGGGUUCGCCGAGGGCUUCGUGCGGGCCCUGGCCGAGCUGCACAACCAGAACACGCUGCCCAGCGUCACCUCGGCCGCGCAGCCCGUCACCAGCGGGAUGGCACCUGUGUCCUCCAUGGCCGGCAGCACCAGCUUCAACACCAGCCUGCACAGCGAGCCCCCCGUGUACGCCAACCUCAGCAACUUCAACCCCAACGCGCUCAGCUCCGCGCCCAGCUACAACACGAACAGCAUGGGCUACGCGCCCCAGCACCACAUAAACCCACAGAUGCCCGUGCAGCAUCCCCGGCUCCAGGCGCUGAAAGAGGAGCCACAGACUGUACCUGAAAUGCCCGGGGAAACCCCUCCCCUGUCCCCCAUUGACAUGGAAUCACAGGAGAGAAUCAAAGCCGAGAGAAAGCGCAUGAGGAACAGAAUCGCGGCGUCCAAAUGCCGGAAAAGGAAGUUGGAAAGGAUUGCCCGGUUGGAGGAAAAAGUGAAAACUUUGAAAGCCCAGAACUCAGAGCUGGCAUCCACUGCCAACAUGCUCAGAGAACAGGUUGCACAGCUUAAGCAGAAGGUCAUGAACCACGUCAACAGCGGGUGUCAGCUCAUGCUCACACAGCAGUUGCAGACGUUUUGAAGAGACGCUUCAGCGGGAACUGUGAUGUUGUGGUACAACUAAAACGGGCGAAAUCCAAAGCGGCAGAGGCGUAAAGCUGAUGGCAAAGGCUGGAAGGCUGUCCUGCCUGUGCUCUGAAGGCGCAUGUGUGGAAAGACUGGCAAAGCCUUCGGCUGGAGCCGGGAGUGGAGCGGCCGGCGCCGCGCCGGGAAGGGCUAUUCCUGCUCGGAUGAGAUGUCAGAUCUUCGUUUAACAUUGACCAAGACCUGCAUGGACCUAACAUUCGAUGAUCAUUCAGUAUUAAAGGUUAAACUGCAAUAGAAACUGUAGAUUGCUUUAUGUAGUAUUCCUUAAGAAAAAAAAAAAACACAAACAAAGUGGGAGGGAGGUUUGUGGGAGGCUGAUUUAAAAAAAAAAAAGAACUAUUCUGCCUGCCUUCAAGUAAAUUGUGUAUGUACAUAUCUUUUUUUAUUUUAUUUUAUGAAAGUUGAUUAAUGUCAAUAAACUACUUCAUGACUUUGUAAGUUAUUUUUAUGUUGUUUAUUUGGGCACUGCCCAGUAUUGUUUGUAAAUAAGAGGCUUUUUUUUAGCACUCUGAGUUUACCAUUUGUAAUAAAGUAUAAUUUUUUAAUGUUUCUGUUUCUGGAAAAAAUUCUAGAAGGUUCUAUUAUAUUUAAGAAAAAAUAAAAUAAUUAAAAUGUA